AGUUUCCUAAAGUAUGUAUAAAAUGGAAUAAUAUACUCAGUGAACGUUUUGACCACAGGUAAAUUGUACCGUUUUUUCUUCUACUUAACAAAAUUAAUCAAUGAUGAAACCAUUUAUUUUUAUUUUAUUUUUCAGUCUCUCAGUGUUUCAAAAUGGAUAUGCAUGUUUUUUAUGCAAAUUUGGAUUAAAACCUUUAAAUACAUCGGUUAUAGUAACAAAAUCAAACAUUGAUAGACCCAAGACACUACAUGAAAUGACCGUGGAAAUAGAAAAUUCAAUAUCAAUAAAAACUAGCUCGGAGCAUCAUACUACCAAACAUGACACGUUAACCCCUAUAAAGUGUGCAGAAGACUUUAUAAAAUGCAGUUCUCAAAAUUCACUGGUCAACUCGUCGCUGGACGAAAAAAAAAAGAUCAUUGUAGCCACCAUAACGUCGUUGCACGACCAUAUGGUGGUUCCACUGCCACCUGAAAUGGUCAUCAACUUAUUCAACAUGUUAGCAUGUUCACCACCAGAAUUAUUUUCCAUGAUUCCACCUCAAUGCAUGAAUUCAGUAGUAUUAAUAUUAUCAAUUAAUCAAUGCGCACUGGGCGAAAUCCCCCCCAAAAAUAUAGUAUCGUUUUUAAACGGAUUACUUUCACUAUCCCCAGGGGUCUUGAACAACAUCCCGAAAGCUAGUUUCAUUUCAAUAUUAGGAAUGGCAUCUUCUACUGAAAUUUUUAACAACUUAACUCAUUUAUCGGCAAUGAAUUUGAUUACUGUGCUUUCGAUGUCAAAAUCGACGGUCAGUUAUCUGCCUUUGCCGACUUUAAUUUCGUUAUUAAAUUUCAUAGAAUGCAAAUCGUUUAAGGAACUAUUGAAUAAAUUACCACCUUCAACUACUUACGGUUUUCUGGAAGGGUUGUUAGUCACACUUGAUGGCUCUUCGCCUUUCCUGAUAAAUACAAUACCGACAUCGGUACUUGUUUCAAUAAUUAGUCCUAUAAUGACCGCUAGAUGGUUGGGCGUAAUGUCGAUAGAUAAUUUCGACUUGCUGAUAUCCGUUAUGGGUUCAUCACAUAAGCUCUUAAAAGCUUUACCACCAACAAAUUUUGAUUCAAUUUUCAGUAUUUUAAUAAGUUCACCAAAAAUAUUGAGUUCCUUAAAACCAAACAAUGUGAACAAAUUACUAAUCACAUUGGCAACAUGUCCAUCAAUACUACAGAAUAUUCCUUUAAAUCCGAUGCACCAAUUAUUAAAUGCAAUAAAUGAUUAUUUACCCUCUUCAUUAGUUUGCAUUUCUGAAAGUGAAUUUUCAUUGUUGGUUAAAGAAAGAAAUUAGUAAAUAUCCAAGUAUUUUUUCAUGCCAAAUAUAAAUAUAUGAUAUUUUAUUUUUAAUUAGCUCGAACAUCUGUGUUAUACCUAUUUGUAUUUUAUUCUUAAAGUGUUUUGUAUUACAAAUUUAUAUUAAACUUUCUAUGUUGUUGUCGUUGUAUGGCUCCUUUUUAAAAUAUAUUAAUCUAAGUAAUACGCAAUUUGUUAUUUAAUUUGGAUUUCUAAUAUAUUUUUUUUUAUUUUAUAUAAUUAAUUAAAAGUUCACAGCAGCUUUAGCUGAUCAUUGCGAUUCAAGUUAUAUUACAGCAAAUUUUCUAAAUUAUAUAAUUUGUAUGGAUAGAUAUAUUUAUAUUUAUACCUAUUACAAUUUUUAUUUGUAUCAAAAAUAUUUUUUUUUUAUUAAAUAAUUUGAAUGAAACAAAAUAACAAUAAUAAAGACAAAUUUAAAAUAGUA
Messenger RNA from Aphis gossypii (cotton aphid), 1768 nucleotides. RefSeq lists its product as uncharacterized. The transcript has 4 exons. Lineage: Eukaryota; Metazoa; Arthropoda; Insecta; Hemiptera; Aphididae. The record is from RefSeq and is a predicted model, not a curated record. Bases 101 to 1321 code for a protein of 406 amino acids.